CCCAAUUCCAUCACCCAUAUCUAUAUUUACUUCGUCACGUUAUAGUAAGGUAAAGUAUGGCUGAUACCACAUCACCUACUGUCUAUGUGAAAGCGCCCAAAACGGCGACCAAGACAAGGCGAAGUACCCUAAGGACCCGCACAGGCUGCAUGACGUGUCGAAAAAGAAGAAUUAGAUGCGAUGAGACACGGCCUGCAUGCCUCAAAUGUGUAGCAGCUAGGUGGGAAUGUGAUGGAUAUCCCACCACAGCUCCCCCUCAACCACUUUUACACAUCACGAGCUAUGCAAUCCCUUUCCAGGUGGUUGGAUCGCAGAAGGAUCGGCAAAUGCUGCACUACUUUUGUGUUCAAGGGUCCCAUGAUAUUGCUGGCUUCGUGGGCGCUGACUUUUGGACUAAGACAGUGCUUCGCGAGAGCCGAGAUAAUCGUAUCAUCCGCGCCGCCCUCGUUGCAUUAAGCUCACUUCAGUUGGAGUAUACCACUACUUCACCAACGUCGGGCUAUGCGACCAGGGCACGGGCAUAUGCAGCUACACCAGAAACUAUCAUACAGUAUGAGAGAGCUGUUCGCCUACUUCGAAAACGGCUCACAUCUCCCGCCUCCAAUACUAGUAUGGUAAAGACUGCUAUUAUAUGCAGUGUUUUGUUUUGCGCGUUUGAGACUGCACUUGGGCAAUCACAUACCGCCGCACUGCACAUAAAUAACGGUCUACAAAUGGCCGCCUCUUAUCGCGACAGUCUAACAGUCUCCAGCAUCCAUUCUGACGAUGACUUGCUUAAUCUGGUUAUGAUUCUUGUAACGGGCUAGGCCCGUGGAGGUCUCGGGUAGCCCUCGACCAUCUAGGCAAGGGACCCAUGUAAGUCAUAUAAAAGGCUAUUCCAGCUAGCUGGAAUAGCCCCUUUUCGAUCCCUUCUUCUUCAUCUUCGGAUACUCGU
[Torrubiella] hemipterigena is the source of this 934-nucleotide messenger RNA. The record is from the annotation of a GenBank genome assembly. Lineage: Eukaryota; Fungi; Ascomycota; Sordariomycetes; Hypocreales; Clavicipitaceae.